Molecule: messenger RNA, 969 nt
Organism: Saccharomyces kudriavzevii IFO 1802
Lineage: Eukaryota; Fungi; Ascomycota; Saccharomycetes; Saccharomycetales; Saccharomycetaceae
Gene: OPY1
Product: Opy1p
Exons: 1
Coding region: 1-969 (322 amino acids)
Source: RefSeq, a predicted model, not a curated record
AUGAUAGCAGGCUCAACUGCACCAUCAAAUCAGCAUGAAGUUUUGAUGGCAUCGAAUUUAAUUAAAAAGCCAUCAACUUCUCAGAAUAAAAUACCGGCCACUCAAUCCAGUCCAAGUAACAAUGGAGAUGCAGAUGGUGGGGUGCAGCAUUACCAUCAACAUCAUCGCCAUUUGUGGUGGCCACGAACAACAGACCACCAUUAUUGGUGUGUCUUGAGGAAAAAUCAAUUUGCUUAUUAUAAGACCCAAGAUGAAAGAGAAGCCAUAAGUGUGAUACCAAGAUUCAACAUACUUAGUUUCAAAAUCAGCGAGCUUGAUGGGAUAUUGACUGUUUAUACUCCAUCCAAGGAUUUAAUAUUCAAAUUCCCACGAGGACAAAAUGAAAAGAUUGACAAGGAACUAAUGCAUAACUGGAAAAUUGCACUCGAGAAAUUUUUGUCAAGCCCUAGCGGUAAUGAAAGUGUCACUACAGGUAGUGAUUACGAUGAAGACGAGGAUGAGGAUGAUUUGAUUGUAGUCGACGAAAAGGCGGGUCCUUCUAGCAGCAAACAUUCUUGCAGUUUGACGAUGGAUGAACAACCCUCUCGUGAGGAUAAGGAGUUUUAUAGGAUGUUUGAUCCUAAGAAUGCAGAGCAUCAAGUUUGUUCUGGAAUCCUUUAUACCAAAGUGAAGAAAAAAAAGCUCUUCAAUAGGGCCAAAUGGCAAAAAUUCAAUGUGGAGUUGACUAAUACUUCAUUCAAUCUAUACUCUUUUAAGACGGGAAAGUUAAAAAAAAGCAUCAAGUUGAAUACGAUCAUUGACUGUAUUGAACUUGAUAAUAACCCGAGGAACAAGAGCGAUGAUAUGAAUUUUGCUUUGAUUACUUUUGACGAAAGACUAUCAUUCAAAGCCGCUAACGAUCAAGACAUGGUGGAUUGGAUUAUAAACUUCAAGAGCGGCAUCCUAAUAAGAAAAAAAUUCAAAAGCUAA